This is a messenger RNA of Malaya genurostris, 1036 nucleotides long. Its product is annotated as glutamic acid-rich protein-like. The record is from RefSeq and is a predicted model, not a curated record. The transcript is spliced from 2 exons. Bases 188 to 889 code for a protein of 233 amino acids. Lineage: Eukaryota; Metazoa; Arthropoda; Insecta; Diptera; Culicidae.
UGCUGUGAAUAGAUCACAGUUUGGUUUUUGUUCGCGGUGCAAUCUCAUUCCUAGUUUUGCCUCGGUCUUGUGUCUGCUGGAGAACAGAAAGAUUCUGGCGAGAAAUUGCUCCGUUGAUUGAACCACAUUAAGUGCACGCAACUGGCUAAAAGGUGAAUUUGCAGACGCCAUCGUCUCCGGUGCUAUUAUGAAGCACUUCUGGUUGAUGGGCCUGCUGGCCCUUGUACUAUUGGUUUCCAUUACUUCCGCCAACAAGAAGGAGGAAUCUUUCGAAGAAAGUGGUGGAAAUGAACAGGGAGUUGAACAUCACGGAAAAAAGGGCGGAAAGGCGGAAAAGGUUUACAAAUCUAAAAACGGGUUGGAGAAAAAAGAGAAAGGUGAUCACGCAAAAGAAGAACACGAGUCUCAUUACGGCGAGGAAGGUGGCCACAAAAAGGGAAAUCAUGAUGACGGCGAAGAAUUUAAAAAGCAUCACGAAGAGAAGAAAGGAUCUAAGCAUGGCAAACAUGGUCACAAGAAAGGACACAAAAAGGGAUCCAAAACAACGGGAUACCAUAAAAAGUCGCACAAGGAUGACUACCACAAAGAGCACAAAUUCUACGAUGAUCAUCACAAGGAAGGCAAACAUAAGAAAUACGGCGAUUUCCAUGAACAUCAUGCCAAGGGCGCAGAAGAGCACAAGAAGGGAGGCCAUCAUGAAUCCGCCCAUAAAGAAGAUCAUUACUCAAAGAAAGGCCACGCGGAUAAGGGCCAUCACGACGAUGAUCAUAAGGGGUGGAAGAAGAAGCACGGCCAUGAAUCACACUUCGCACACAAGGAUGAUUAUGGCAAGAAAGGAGGUAAAAGUGGUGGCAGUGAGCAUGGAUUCAAGAAAGGGGAUCAUCACUAAUCUUGAGGUUGUAACAGUUCUAUGUUUGUUUUAUAAUUCAUUCCAGUUUGAAAAGACAUGUACUGUCAAUGAAUAGGUGUAUUAGUCGUAUUUUUUACUAGGCAAGACUAACGAAAUAUAGACUAUAAAUUGAUAUUUUUAGUAAAA